AUGCGGUCUGCUCCUCUCAUCAGCGCCUUUGUCGCGCUCGCCAAGGCCCAAGACCUUGUCUGGCAGGUCAUCGACGAUGCUCCCGAGCCGCCCCAGACCACAGUCCCCAUUGGUGCUACACCGACCAUCGUGCCCUACGAUGCAAACGCGGCUGCCGCCAGUGUCGUUGCCGAGGUCAAUGCCAGCCCUCUCCCCCAGGAGACUGCGCCUGUCAAGUCGGAGAAGAAGCGUCUCGUCGAGCGCGCCGCUUGCGACCCGCAGCCCUCCGGAUCCGGCCCCGUCCCGAGCCCCGACACCCCGGCCGCCUUCUUGAGCUCCGCAGACCUUGCGUCGGCUGCCAACAACGCUGCUACCCCCUCUGGUUACUUCAACACCUUCACGAACCUUCAGGGCUCCAGCAGUGCUUAUGGCUACAUGGGUUACACCACCCUCAGCAGCUACGACACUCAGGCCUGCGCUUCCAACUGUGACGCCAUCAACGGCUGCGUUGCUUUCAACAUCUACUUUGAGCGCGAUCCCACUGUCGAACCCGCCGAUGCCUGCCCCAACCCCCCUAGCACCAAUGUUAUCAAGUGUGUGUUCUGGGGUGGCCCCGUCUACGAGAACACCGCCAACAACCUUGGCCAGUGGCGCAACCAGUUCGAGGUUGUCAUUGCCGGAUCCAACGGCUACGUUGCCCAGCGCGCCGAUCCCCAGCCCGGUUUCAAUUCCGCUGUCUACUUGGGAGAUAACUCUAUCAACGCUCCCCUCGACUGCGCCGGUUACGACACUUUCUUGGGUUCCAAGAUCUUCACCGACGGACCUUUCGAUCCCUCGCUUUGCGCAGCUGCCUGUACUGCUCAGUCUCAGUACAAUCUUGCUCACCCUCCUUCGAACGCCCCCGCCCAGACUUGCCAGUUCUUCAACACCUUCUUUGUCCUGAAGAACGGAGUUCCUGAGGGACAGUACUGCUCUUUGUACUCCGAGUCUUGGGACACCAGCUACGCUACCAACAACGGCCAAUGGCGUGGCAAUGAUCACUACACUAUCUCCUACAGUUUUUCCUACACCAACGCAACCGACGCCGGAAAGCCCAGAAUUCCUUGCGCCGUCGCCAGUGCCAGUUCCGCCAUCGUCACCUCCAGCCUUCAGCCUUACUGCUCUUCUCUUCUCGGCUACACGACCCCGGUCGUCACCGCGACCGAGACUGACUUCUCCACUGUCCCUGCCACCACUGUCAUCACGACCGUCACUCCUUUGACUACCUCAUACAGCACCACCACUCAGCUGGUUGCUGUUACCAAGCAGCUGAAGCGUGACCUGCCUCCUCGUCCCACUACCACUUGCCUUCACGAUGAUCCCACUCCCCUUGAUCACUCCGUCAAGGUCAGACGUGGUCUUUGGGCACGCGAUGAGCCUCUUGUCAACGGCACCAAGGAUGAUGAUGGCAACUUCCUUGAUGUCGUUGCCCUGCCUGAUGUGGCGCCUUCCACAAACGCCACCAGCUCUAGCAGAAAAGCUCGCCGCGAUGGUACUCCUGCUGGUCUGGCCGGUUUCUCUGGCGAUGUCAUCUCUUCCGCUUGCUCCCUGCUCGCCACUCCCGUCACCACGACCAUAACCGCCUCCGCCACCACUAUCCAGACUAUCGUGACCGGCGCGGCUUCGAGCACCACCACGGCAGCCACCAGCACCGUCAUCGUCGUCCAGACCGUGACUUCGACCACCACCAUCAACGUCGCCGCCAGCGCCCCUACCGGCACCAUCGGCUACCUCAGCCUCAACCCCAUCGUGAACCCCAACUCCCAGUGGGCCCUGUCCGACGAUGCCACCCACAUGACCGACAACUGGUACAGACAGGGUAGCCGUGAGACCUUCAUCGUGGCCGCGGACGGCAGCCUCUACUCUGUCACCCACAACGCCUAUUACUACAUCUCAACCUCGUCCUCGUACAGCUUGCUCUACUGGUCCAACGACAAUACCAAGGCUAUGAAGAUCUUCUCCUAUACCACUCUCCCCGACGGGACCUCCCAGGUCUUCAUGAACGCCAAUGGCCAGGCCUACCAGUUCUGUAUCCGCCCCGCGAACAAGGUCAGCGAUGGCAACACGGGCUCUGGUCAGCACAUUUAUGCCUUCACUGGUGCGACUUCGCCUCUGAGCUACUGCACUACCAUCGAUUUGAUCAUUAUCCCUGCCUAA
Colletotrichum orchidophilum is the source of this 2175-nucleotide messenger RNA. RefSeq lists its product as uncharacterized. The record is from RefSeq and is a predicted model, not a curated record. The transcript is spliced from 4 exons. The coding region runs from base 1 to 2175 and encodes 724 amino acids. Lineage: Eukaryota; Fungi; Ascomycota; Sordariomycetes; Glomerellales; Glomerellaceae.